Molecule: messenger RNA, 1512 nt
Organism: Onychostoma macrolepis
Lineage: Eukaryota; Metazoa; Chordata; Actinopteri; Cypriniformes; Cyprinidae
Gene: tmem237b
Product: transmembrane protein 237b
Exons: 14
Coding region: 146-1390 (414 amino acids)
Biological process (GO): cilium assembly
Cellular component (GO): ciliary transition zone
Source: RefSeq, a predicted model, not a curated record
UAGACACGCCCACCCGUCUCCAACAUCAACAAUAGACAACGUGCAAAACAAAAUCUCAGACCACAAACGACAUGAAAAUACAAAGAUAAAAAUGUAUUAACUCAGUAAUUAACUCGACAAAGCUUUUAUUAUUCAACUCCAAAGAAUGGAUACGGAAGGAAAGGUUCCCAGCACGAGGAGAAGAGAUCUCCCUCCCAUUCCUCAGGGACAGAGGCGGGGACUACGAGCACUGCCAUCUAUGCCAAGUCAGGACAUAGCAGAGGAGAUUCCUGCUCCAAAGAGUAGGAAAAAGAAGGCCAAGAGGGAUGUGGAGAGUGUGGAUGAACCUGAUGAUGGUGGAAUGGAAAUGGGAGGGCUUACUAGUCGCAGACAGUCUGAGUGUCAGGAACCUUUGACCCCAGAACCUGUGGACAAUCUGCCACAAAGGAGGAAAAAGAAGAAGAAAGCACAAGCAAUUGAUGUGGAGGGAGAUCAGACAGACCUGGUGUCAAAUGGAGAUAUGGUGGAUCAGAAUGUAGAAGAAGAGGUGACGCGCAAACCAAAAAAGAGGAAAGUGAAACCUAAAGUAACAGAAACACAGUCCAACAACGAAUUGGACAUAGAGGAUGAUGAUAUCAUCACAGACCCCCAGGUGCCUGUCCCCCAGCAUUCCUUGUUCUCCGCUCCCCAAGGGCAGAGCCAGUCUGUGGGGAAGGUUUUUGUGGAGAGGAGCCGCCGUUUUCAAGCAGCUGAGCGAGUGGACCAGUGGAAGGCCAGUGGCCAGAUGGAGCAGAGCUUUAUGGACAGCCGCUCAGUGUGGACCACUAGAGAUGUCUCCUUGAGACUGCACAGCGGCUUCAGGGUGAUUGGCCUGUUUUCUCAUGGCUUCCUGGCUGGUUAUGCUGUGUGGAAUAUCAUUGUGGUCUAUGUCUUGGCUGGGGAACAGAUGAGCACUCUUUCCAACCUACUCCAGCAGUAUAAUACCCUGGCCUACCCCGCACAGUCCCUGCUCUACCUGCUGCUGGCCCUCAGCACCGUCUCUGCCUUCGACAGGUUGAAUCUUGCCAAAACAGCUACGGCGAUGAAGAGUUUACUGACCCUCAGUCCUGUGGCGCUUGCUUCCUUCUUGUACUUUUCUGCGCUUGUUUUAUCAUUAAGCCAGCAGAUGACGAGUGAUCGUAUCAAUCUCUAUAAUCAGUACUCCAGCUAUAAUGUGACACUCUGGCAGUCGGGCUCAGAGCGCAGCAUCCUUUACCCCUGGAUCAUAGUAAACCUGGUGGUCACUUUGCUGGUCGGGCUGGCUUGGGUUCUGAUGUCAAUAAGUCCACAUGUCGACCACACAGAAGAGUUUUUAAUGUCAAUGGAAAUGGAAUGUCCAAAAGCAGAAGAGAAGGGAAACAUCACUGCAUAAGGCACCUGAAGGCAUUUUUUCUACUAUAUUUUGAUACAUGGUUGAUUUUUCAUUGUAUAUAUUAGAAAUGUCAAACAUUUGCCUAUUGUAAGGUCUCAGCAAUAAAAUUUUUAAAUAAGCCA